This is a messenger RNA of Neurospora hispaniola, 704 nucleotides long. RefSeq lists its product as uncharacterized. Lineage: Eukaryota; Fungi; Ascomycota; Sordariomycetes; Sordariales; Sordariaceae. The record is from RefSeq and is a predicted model, not a curated record. The transcript has a single exon. Bases 154 to 570 code for a protein of 138 amino acids.
CAAACAUUAUGGGGCUUGGGGGACAAGAACGUACUAACCCUCAAAGGUGAUACGUUUCUCGGGGUUUGCUGCGUUGGCCAUGGUUGACGGUGAUAUUGAUCAGGCUUUAGAGAGGAGCCAGAAACGAAAAGGGGUCAGAACAAGUCCCAAGAGAUGGGCAUGAAGGCCUUAUCACUCGUUGUAGUCUGUCUCCCUUGCAGUUCGCAGCACCUCGUCCAAGCUCGUCUCACUCCAAGGCUACACAGUCUUCCAAGGCUUCGGAGGACCGCAUGUAAUGCCCCCAUUCCGGAGUCCGAGACGUGCAUGGUGGGGAUGUGCGGCCAUGUCCCGCAGCCCACCGUUCCCGGUACCUGUAUCUGGUUCGCUUUGGGAAACGCAAGGGGUGUUGGUAUGGGGGCUUCCGAUGCACAUGUAGCCUCUCGGCUCUUUAGACGUCCCAUGCUUUCCCGCAGUCCAGGAUGGCUGGGUUUCCUCAGCCAAAAGAAUAAUGUUUUCUUCCAACAAAGAAUAUUACUCAAACAAGACCGUGCUACCCCAUUAUGGGUGAGACACGCUGGAUGUAAUGUGUAGUUUCAACAGCAGGACCGUCGGCGCCAGAAUUUUGGUCUGCGUACAAGUAUACCAGGCCUUGGUCCAAACAGCCAACAGGGCGCAAGACGCUUCUGUUGACUGCAUACUGACGCUGCACGACUUCGUGCCAUCAA